Siniperca chuatsi (mandarin fish) is the source of this 1106-nucleotide messenger RNA. Its product is annotated as collectin-11-like. The coding region runs from base 51 to 836 and encodes 261 amino acids. Lineage: Eukaryota; Metazoa; Chordata; Actinopteri; Centrarchiformes; Sinipercidae. Gene Ontology annotation, cellular component: multivesicular body; rough endoplasmic reticulum. The record is from RefSeq and is a predicted model, not a curated record. The transcript is spliced from 5 exons.
GGGAGGCUCUUAAACGCAGACUUUCUCCGUUUUUCUAUGUAAUUUACCAAAUGACAUCACCAACAUCUGUUUUUCCACUCUGGACUGAAUUUCUCAUCCGUGCACUCCAACUACGUUCUCAGUCACUUUGCUUUGGAAGUAGCGAAGAAGUAGCACAGAGAUCACUCCUCAUUUAUACAAACAGGAUGUUUCUCCUGUUCUUCAUCCUCUGCCUGAUGGCUCCUACUGGCUACAGUCAGCUCCAAGGUCCUCCUGGUCCCAAAGGUGACAGAGGAUUUCCUGGGCCUAUUGGGCCACCUGGGCCAGAAGGAAUUUCUGGACAUCGUGGAUUUCCUGGACCUCCUGGAUUUCCUGGACCUCCUGGACCUGUUGUAAUCUGUGGACGAGAUGUCUUUGGCUCCAUUAACCAGGACCUUGAGACCUUAAAGAACAGCCUUGCUAAAUUAGAGCUGGCUACAAACUAUGACUUUGUCCGGAGGGUUGGUCAGAAAUACUUUGUGUCCUACAAGGAGAGAGACUCUUUCUCCAGGGCCGUCGAGUUCUGCUCCCAACGAGGCUUAGAGCUGGCUUUGCCCCAGAACGAGGAGGAGAACAGCGUACUGACUCAAGCGUUUGGGGACGUUUACAAAACGGCCUGGAUCAACGUCAACAAUCAAAAAGCAGAGGGGAAUUUUGAGACAGAUCUGGAAAACCGACCUCUGACUUUUACCAAAUGGGGAGGAGGGCAGCCAGACAAAUCCAUCCAGGAUACAGGCUGCACCAUGCUGUCAGAAAACGGUGUUUGGAGAGUGACACACGAAUGCUCCUUAAAUGCUUACAUCGUUUGUCAGAUAUAGAAAGUUCUUAUAUUCCAGAUUAGGAAUCAGAAAUACUUUAUUGAUCCCCGAAGGGAAACUCUUUGUUACAGCAGCUCACCUUAACGUCAGUGCACUUGCUCUUAGAAAUAUUUACUUUCACAUGUUACCGUUUCCCUAAACCAUUAUGUUAGAUCUUAGUCCCAGAAACCUACAAGUGCAUCAUCAGCAUGACAUUGUUACUGUUGCAAAGACAUAUUCCUAUAUGAAAAAGAAUUAAAGUACACAAUUAAAGGAAGGAUAUUAUACAUA